AUGAGGGAAGAAAUCGAAGCUUUGCACACCCAAGGUACAUGGGAUUUAGUUCAUAUGCCUGUGGAUAAAAACAUUGUUGGUAGCCGAUGGGUUUAUAGGGUCAAGAAGAACUCAGAUGGGUCUGUAGCAAGGCAUAAGGCUCGCUUGGUUGCACAAGUUAGAUUGGUUUUGAGCAUUGCUGCUAUGAAUAGGUGGUCUCUUAGACAACUUGAUGUGAAAAAUGUUUUUCUUCAUGGUGAUCUUGAAGAAGAAGUGUUUAUGCAUCAACCUCAAGGUUUUGAAGAUUCUGCAUAUCCAACCCAUGUUUGUCGAUUGAGAAAAUCUCUUUAUGGGCUAAAGCAAGCACCCAAAGCUUGGAAUGCAAACAUAUUGGAGGGUGACUCUUUAUCUGAUCCAACCAUCUACAGGAGUAUUGUUGGGGCACUGCAGUAUUUGACAUUCACUCGGCCUGAUCUUUGUUAUGCUGUUAAUACUUUGGUUAAGCGCAUCUUGAGAUAUAUUCAUGGUACUUUGGAUCAUGGUUUGAAUUUUACAAGCGGUUCUUGGGAUCUUCAUGCUUAUAGUGAUGCAUAUUGGGCUUCAGAUGUGAAUACACGCAGAUCUACUACUGGUUUUGUGGUUUAUCUUGGAAACAAUCCAGUUUCAUGGCAAUCUAAGAAGCAAAAUUCUGUUUCUAGAAGUUUAACUGAGGCACAGGGCAUUGGCUAA
Molecule: messenger RNA, 708 nt
Organism: Prunus armeniaca (apricot)
Lineage: Eukaryota; Viridiplantae; Streptophyta; Magnoliopsida; Rosales; Rosaceae
Source: the annotation of a GenBank genome assembly